AUGUCACUACCCUCGCGUCCUUUGAGACUGCUCUUACUGGGGGCUCCAGGGGCUGGGAAAGGUACCCAAACUUCAAAGUUGUUGGAACAUUACACAGGGCUGCUUCCGAUAAGUUCUGGGGAUCUUUUGAGAAGAGAAAUACAAAACAAGACAGAAAUCGGCUCUUAUGCUUCAGGAAUCAUCGCCAAAGGUGGUCUUUUACCAGAUUUCGUGAUCAGUGGGCUCAUUUUCAAUGAAUUAAAGGACAAAUCACUACUCAACUCCAAGGCAUCAUGGUUACUAGAUGGGUUCCCAAGAACUUUACCUCAAGCUAGACUACUGACCGAAGAUUUAACCAAAAAAGAUGCCAAUUUGAACUUGGUGGUGGAACUUAAGGUACCAGAGAAAGUCAUUUUGGAAAGAAUAGAGAACAGAUGGGUGCACAUUCCAUCAGGAAGAAUUUACAAUUUACAAUAUAACCCACCAAAACAGUUUGGUAUUGAUGACGUUACAGGAGAACCAUUAAGUAAAAGACCAGAUGACAAUGCUGAAGUGUUUCAACAAAGAUUGAAUGCGUAUCAUGAAACUAUUAACCCGGUAAAGGAUUUUUAUAAAGGAUUAGGGAUCCUACAUGCUGUCGAGGGAGAAACUUCAGACAUAAUAUUCCCAAAGCUACUAGAUCUGAUACAGAAGAACUUCAAUUAG
Messenger RNA from Hansenula anomala, 684 nucleotides. RefSeq names its product adenylate kinase ADK2 (gene ADK2). Gene Ontology annotation, molecular function: AMP kinase activity; ATP binding. Lineage: Eukaryota; Fungi; Ascomycota; Saccharomycetes; Phaffomycetales; Wickerhamomycetaceae. The record is from RefSeq and is a predicted model, not a curated record. Gene Ontology annotation, cellular component: mitochondrion; cytoplasm. Gene Ontology annotation, biological process: nucleobase-containing compound metabolic process. The transcript has a single exon. The coding region runs from base 1 to 684 and encodes 227 amino acids.